AUGUCGAGCGCGAACAGCAUCAAGGUCGUCGCCCGAUUCCGGCCCCAGAACAAGAUCGAGCUUGCAUCGGGCGGCGAGCCCAUUGUCAGCUUCAGUGGCGCCGACACCUGUUCUAUCACCUCGGCCGAAGCCGCUGGUUCCUUCACCUUCGAUCGCGUGUUUGGUAUGACAGGGAGGCAACAAGAAAUCUUCGACUAUUCCAUCAAGCCUACAGUAGACGACAUUCUCAACGGAUACAAUGGAACCGUCUUCGCAUACGGUCAGACGGGUGCGGGAAAGUCGUAUACCAUGAUGGGAACGAGCAUAGAGGACGAGGAGGGCAAGGGUAUUACCCCCCGUAUCGUCGAGCAGAUCUUUAGCAGCAUCAUGUCUAGCCCCCUAACCAUCGAGUAUACCGUCCGAGUCAGUUAUAUGGAAAUCUAUAUGGAGCGCAUUCGCGAUCUGUUGGCGCCGCAGAACGACAACCUCCCGGUCCACGAAGAAAAGAACCGAGGUGUCUACGUCAAGGGUCUCCUCGAAAUAUACGUUUCCAGCGUCGAAGAGGUGUUCGAGGUCAUGAAAAGGGGAGGCAGCGCGCGAGCUGUCGCCGCCACAAACAUGAACCAAGAAUCCUCGCGAUCCCACUCCAUCUUCGUCAUCACCAUCACUCAGAAAAACCUGGAGACCGGCUCGAUGAAAAGUGGUCAGCUCUUCUUGGUAGAUUUGGCAGGUAGCGAAAAGGUCGGCAAGACCGGCGCGAGUGGGCAGACCCUCGAGGAAGCGAAGAAGAUCAACAAAAGUUUGAGUGCGCUGGGCAUGGUCAUCAACUCGCUCACCGACGGCAAAUCCUCACACAUUCCCUACCGAGAUUCCAAAUUAACGAGGAUAUUACAAGAGUCUCUGGGAGGAAACAGUAGGACGACACUAAUCGUCAACUGUUCGCCCAGUAGCUACAACGAUGCCGAAACACUUAGUACGCUACGCUUCGGUAUGAGGGCGAAGUCUAUCAAGAACAAGGCCAAGGUCAACGCGGAACUCAGCCCGGCAGAGCUCAAACAGAUGCUUGCCAAGGCCAAGUCCAACAUUAUAAACUUUGAGAGCUAUAUCGCAACUUUGGAGGGCGAGGUCCAGUUGUGGCGUGCAGGAGAAGCGGUUCCCAAAGACCGAUGGGUGCAGCCGUUGUCAGCUAAUGGCCUUGUUAGUAUGGCGAAAGCUCCGCGGCCGUCGACCCCAUCACGACUUCUUCCCGACAGUCGAUCAGAAACCCCUGCGUUGACUGAGCGUUCUGGCACCCCCGGUCUUCCCAUGGAUAAGGACGAGAGAGAGGAGUUCUUACGGAGGGAGAACGAACUGCAGGAUCAGUUGGCGGAGAAGGAGUCCGCUGUGGCCACCGCGGAAAAGACUCUUCAGGAAUCCAAAGAAGAGAUGACAUUCCUAAAAGAGCAUGACAGCAAGGUUGGAAAGGAGAACGAGAAGUUGACAACCGAGGUCAACGAAGUCAAGAUGCAGCUUGAGCGCCUGGCGUUCGAGGGCAAGGAGGCUCAGAUCACAAUGGACGCUCUGAAAGAGGCCAACUCUGAACUCACGACGGAACUGGACGAGGUCAAGCAGCAACUUUUGGAUGUGAAGAUGAGUGCGAAGGAGACAAGCGCAGUUCUGGACGAGAAGGAGAAGAAGAAGGCAGAAAAGAUGGCCAAGAUGAUGGCUGGGUUCGACUUGGGUAGUGAGGUGUUCAGUGCCAACGAACAGUCGAUAUCCGACGCAAUCCAACAAGUCGACGCCUUGUACGAGCAGAGCUAUGCGGGAGACCCCAUCCCGCCAGAUGAUCUACAGGAACUCAAAGCCAAGCUGGUGGAGACGCAAGGGAUCGUCAGGCAAGCCGAGCUUUCACUUUACAGUGGCGCGUCCGGUGACUCCGAAGCAAGGCGGAGGAUGGAGUUGGAGAGCCGACUCGAGACUUUACAGCAAGAAUACGAAGAUGUCCUCUCCCGGAACCUUGGAGAUGCGGAUGUUGAGGAAGUCAAGGAACGGCUACAGAAGGCGUAUGCCAACAAGCAGACAACUUCAAUGGAGUUGGUGGACGAGCUCAAGGCCGACAUCACACAGAAGUCAUCUGAGAAUGCCCGCAUGAAGACACUCAUUGAGGACCUUCAAUCUCGCAUCAAGUCCGGGGCCGUGGCCGCUCCCGGUCUCGCCAACGGCAAGACCAUCCAGCAGCAAAUCGCUGAAUUCGAUGUCAUGAAGAAGAGUUUGAUGCGCGAUCUGCAAAACAGAUGCGAGCGUGUUGUUGAACUCGAGAUCUCGCUUGACGAGACUCGGGAGCAGUACAAUAACGUAUUGCGGUCGUCCAACAACCGUGCACAGCAGAAGAAGAUGGCCUUCCUUGAGCGCAAUUUGGAGCAGCUGACCCAGGUUCAACGACAGCUUGUUGAACAGAACAGCGGGCUGAAGAAGGAGGUCGCCAUAGCCGAGAGGAAGCUCAUUGCUCGGAAUGAGCGUAUCUCCAGCUUGGAGAGCUUGUUGCAGGAUAGUCAGGAGAAGCUCACUGCCGCGAACCACAGGUUUGAGACUCAGCUCACCGCUGUCAAAGAGCGUCUCGAGGCAGCCAAGGCUGGUUCCACCCGCGGGCUGAACUCACCGCAGGGAGCUGGCGGUUUCAGCUUCGCUAGUGCUGGGAGCCGUAUCGCAAAGCCACUCCGCGGCGGAGGGGAUGCUGCAGCUCCAGUUCCUACCAUCGGCAAUCUGCAGAACGAAGGCAAUGCCGAGCUUGCCGCACGUAUCAUCCAAGAGGAUACUUUGGUGGAUGACCAAUAUCUCCUCAAGAAGGGUGGUGCUGUCUUGAUGCCAAACGCAGUCAUACACUCUGACCAAUCCUCGUGGGGCCCUACCACGGGGGAGUUCAACCACAAACGGUUCAUCAAGACCAAGAAAGAUGGAACAACACGGCAUCCCGCCGCCGCUUUCCGGGGAUUCGGCGGCGGCCAUGUCCUGUGCCCAGGCCGGCAUUUCGCCAGCACUGAUAUACUGGCGCUCCAGGCUCUGUUGCUGGUGCGGUUCGAUGUGCGGCCAGUUGGGGGGAGGUGGAUCGAGCCUGGGAAGAAUAUGUCAUGGACAGGGCCUGUCCGCUACCGAAAGAAGAUGUUGAGAUUGAAAUGA
Anthostomella pinea is the source of this 3135-nucleotide messenger RNA. The record is from the annotation of a GenBank genome assembly. NCBI's taxonomy places the organism in Eukaryota, Fungi, Ascomycota, Sordariomycetes, Xylariales, Xylariaceae.